ACCAAACCAACCAACAAAAACGGCCGUGACCUGGCUUUGAACUUUGAAGUCCAGACGGAGAAACCAAAGCCCCAACGGCCACCCACCUGUGUCUCUCUCUAACUAAGAGCAUAGAGAGGACCAGAGCCUUUCACACACACGCAAACAAGCAAUCAAACGCUCGGAACGAAAAUGGGAAAAAUGCUUCAGCAAUCGUUUUCGAAGCCUUGUCCAAUCCCAAUCCCAUUUUCCAAACCCCCCCAUUACACUACUACUAGUCUCUGUUUCCACCAUCGAAUUCGUUGUAAAGCCGUGGAUUCAUCCAAGAUCGACACGAGGCCACCACAUGCACCGUCGGAUUCACCGGGAGCGAAGAAGAUCGGCCCCUACACGGGGAGAGACCCGAGCGUGAAGAAGCCCGGGUGGCUUAGGCAGAGAGCGCCGCAAGGAGAGAGGUACGAGCAGGUGAAGGAGUCGCUCUCGCGGCUCAGCCUGAACACGGUCUGCGAGGAGGCGCAAUGCCCCAACAUCGGAGAGUGUUGGAACGGAGGCGGAGAUGGUGUUGCGACCGCGACAAUCAUGCUUCUUGGGGACACUUGCACGCGUGGCUGUCGAUUUUGUGCCGUCAAAACCAGCAGAAACCCCGCGCCGCCCGAUCCCAUGGAACCGGAAAACACUGCCAACGCUAUUGCAAGUUGGGGUGUGGACUAUAUUGUUCUAACGAGUGUAGAUCGUGAUGAUAUACCCGAUGGAGGAAGUGGGCAUUUUGCUCAGACCGUCAAAGCUAUGAAGAAACUCAAGCCUGAGAUCAUGGUUGAGUGUUUAACUUCUGAUUUCCGGGGCAACUUGAAGGACGUAGAGACUCUGGUACACUCAGGAUUGGAUGUGUUUGCCCACAACAUCGAAACUGUGAAACGGCUCCAGCGAAUUGUCAGAGAUCCUAGGGCUGGUUAUGAACAGAGCUUGUCAGUUCUAAAACAUGCAAAACUCAGCAAGGAGGGCAUGAUAACAAAAUCUUCUAUAAUGUUAGGUCUCGGAGAAUCUGAUGAUGAGUUGAAAGAAGCCAUGGCUGAUUUAAGGGCUAUAGAUGUUGAUAUUCUGACACUUGGACAGUAUUUACAGCCAACUCCAUUACACCUGACUGUCAAAGAGUAUGUUACCCCUGAAAAAUUUGCCUUCUGGAAGGAAUAUGGGGAGUCAAUUGGAUUUCGUUAUGUUGCCAGUGGUCCACUGGUCCGAUCCUCGUAUAGGGCUGGCGAGCUCUUUGUUAAGACAAUGGUUAGAGAAAAGGCUAACAGCACAGCUGCCACAUCCAAUUGAUUUUUCAUGGCUAACAAACCGACCACAAAUUGGUGCAUGAGCAGUUUGUUGUGGGGCAAGUGAUUGCAAAGGUGGUCCUCAUCAUUAUUGAGUCUAAAUUUUCUAGGUCUAUCUUCCUUUCUGCCUGGAUUUCUAUGCACUGAAAUCCAUUUCCUUCUUGUAAAAAAUUUCUAAGUUAGAAUUUUUGGGGCUUAAGUUUUGAUCCUCACAUUUAGGAUUUGCCAUUGCUACCUUUAUUUACAUAGUUAAUUCCAACAC
Molecule: messenger RNA, 1557 nt
Organism: Alnus glutinosa
Lineage: Eukaryota; Viridiplantae; Streptophyta; Magnoliopsida; Fagales; Betulaceae
Product: lipoyl synthase 1, chloroplastic
Exons: 6
Coding region: 172-1299 (375 amino acids)
Biological process (GO): lipoate biosynthetic process
Cellular component (GO): mitochondrion; chloroplast
Molecular function (GO): lipoate synthase activity; 4 iron, 4 sulfur cluster binding
Source: RefSeq, a predicted model, not a curated record